Phymastichus coffea is the source of this 1611-nucleotide messenger RNA. Its product is annotated as methyltransferase-like protein 25B. Lineage: Eukaryota; Metazoa; Arthropoda; Insecta; Hymenoptera; Eulophidae. The record is from RefSeq and is a predicted model, not a curated record. Bases 61 to 1527 code for a protein of 488 amino acids. The transcript is spliced from 8 exons.
CCUGCGAAUGCGCGCUUCAAUUUCGCGGCUAUGGUGUGAAAACAGUUGAUCAGUCCAAGUAUGGCCGCGUUCAAACGUAACACGUGUGCUGCCGCUUGCGCGUGUCAUGCUUGCUCCAGAAUUUGCUUCGCUAUCGAUCAGAUCUUUUGCACUAUGCGUGUCUACGGUUGGAUGUUGGAUGCUUACGUCGUGGACUUUUUUCAAGAAAAUUUGUGGAGUAAAUUGCCAAGUAGUUGGCAGGACAUUUUGGAUGGCGUGAUGCCUGAAGAGUUAGGUCAGUGGAUCCUCGAAGAAUCUGGAAACAAGCGUGUUUGGCCACUAUCAUUGUUGGCACUCAGAGUUCUUAUUAAUAAUAUACAGAUACCCAGAGAUUACAAAAGAGAUGCCGCAAUUAGAUGCUUCUCAAACGUCCGUCAAACUCAAAAAACCAACUCAAAAGAGAACGAUCAAGUCUCAGCGAAGGACCAACGAUUUGAUAAUUUAUUCAAAAAGCACGUGAAAACAAAGAAGAGAUACGAAAUCGACGUCAUAUCCAAGAUAGCAGCUGAUUGCGCUAGCAAAGCCGGAUGCACGUGUGUCGUUGACGUGGGUGCUGGCAUGGGUCAUUUGGCUCGAGUUUUGGCUUACAGGUACGAUCUAAAGGUUACAUGCGUCGAACAAAACCCAGCAUUACUCGAAGGUGCUAGAAAAUGGGAUAAGCAAUUGGCCGAAUCGUUAGGAAAGUAUUUGUCGGACUUUCGCGAAAGAAAGCCACCGCAUCAGCUCGCCGUACGAGUAGAAGCGUCGAGUUCAGCGAGACGACAGUUAGCCGAGCAAUUGACGCUAAGCUUCGGCGCCGAAGAGUUCGACGGUUUUGGUCUAAUUGGUUUGCAUCCGUGUGGUGAUUUGGCUGCAACCCUUCUGCGAUUUUACAGCAACGAGCAGAGCGUCAAAUUCAUUUGCAUCGUUGGUUGCUGUUAUAUGAAACUGACGCUCAGGUUCGUUACCGGAGAUGUAGAGAAAGGGUAUCCAAUGAGUCAACAUGUGACAACUAGAGGUGGCAAUAAUCAAUUGUCUUACGCUGCAUUAGAGGUUGCGUGUCAUGCUUUGGAGAAACAUUGUGAUAAGUUGAAAACCAACGAUUUUUACGACUUGAUUGUUCAUGCAUAUCGAGCUGUUCUGGAGUUCUUGCUGGUUGAGAAAAAUCCUGCUUUGCGGCGGAGGCAGCUGAAAAAUACUAAAGUCAAAGAUAAUACUGAAUUCAAAGAGUACUGUAAAGUUGCUACUGAAGUUUUGGAUCCAAAAGAUCGACCAACUGAUUUGGAUUACGAGAGAACUGACGUCAAAGACUUUUUAAAACAGUGGAAGCGAGUUUUAAUAUUUAGCUCUUUACGAUUAUUCCUUGCGCCAUUGGUUGAAACUCUAGUUUUAUUUGAUCGAUUUUUGUAUCUGUCAGAAAUGCAAUUAUCUCCAUCUUUAAAAGCGGAAUUUGACUCUAGAAUUUCACCUCGCAACUUUGUUCUUUCGUCUGUUAAGAAAAAAAAAUGAGAUAUUUUUAAUAAUCCAAUGAUAAUAUUAAAAUACAAGACAAUUAUUUUUCAAGCUUUAUUAUAAAUUUUUGAAUAAAUUAUA